This is a messenger RNA of Entrophospora candida, 1449 nucleotides long. NCBI's taxonomy places the organism in Eukaryota, Fungi, Glomeromycota, Glomeromycetes, Entrophosporales, Entrophosporaceae. The record is from the annotation of a GenBank genome assembly.
AUGGUUGUUCACGAUAUUCCAAGAAAUUUAAAAGAAUUAGGUUAUCAGAUAAAUGAGAAGGGACAAUUCCUUACAUUAGAAGGAGAAAUUUAUAACUUUGAUGUAAAAGAAAGAUCAUAUAAUGAAGCUUUAUAUGAUGUUAUAAUUGAACUUUUGAUGGAAUGGGUCGAAGAAAGAUUACAGAAUGAUUUUGGAUUACAAAAAAUCUUGCUGCCUAUUAAUGCAACAAAAGAUGAUAUUCAUAGCAAAAUAUAUGUUAGGUACCAAAGAAAAAAUAAUCAACCUUGGUUUUUAAUGUGGGAUGGAUCAAUGAUCUCAUAUGUUAAGCGAGCAAGAGAAAUGGGAUUUUCAGUAAUAAUUGUUAAUCCUAAUGAAGUAUUUUGGUAUAAAGGAAAAGCAGUACACACUUUACCAAAGACAAAUGUGCCAUUUAAAAUAAUCAUGGGAAGUGAGACACCAGAAUCUCAUACCAACUAUGUUUUUGAAAAUUUUGUCAUACCAUCAUCCGCAAAUAAAAUUUUUAUUGUUGCUAAUAGUUAUGGAGGACAUUGUGCUGUUGAUGUCAUGCAAAACUUUUUUGAAUUGUUGAAAAAUAGAGUAAAAGGAAUAGAAUUUACAGAAACGACACAUUCAAUUGAUUUUGUCAAAACUAUACUUGUUAGAUAUUGGAUCAUCAAAAAUUGUAGGAAUUGGCUUAUGUCUAGUGAACCAGCAGGAAGUGAAAUAUGUGAUAGCAGAUUUGGAUGUAUUUCUUUUUCAUCUGGAGCUGAAAAUAAUGAAUUUGUGACAUAUGAGGUUAUUGAUAGGGUUUUUGAACAUGUUGCUAAGAAAUUGGAACAGUUAGAAAAUGGAGCCACAGAAUCUAAUGAUGAAAAUGAAGGAGAUAUAGAGGAUGAGUAUUUGAGUGAGCCAAGUUUUUUCCAAAAUACAAUAAUUGAUGAUGUACAAGAUAAAGUAGCUUAUAAUUUUGAUGAUGAUAAUGAUGAGGGAUCUGGACCAAUACAUUCUAGCAUUCAUACCAAGUUAGCAGAAGCUUUAAAACCAAUUGAUUUAGAAAUUAUCAAUGAAUCAGAUUUACAUGCUCAUCAUCAAGCUAUGAAAGAUGUUAGUAGUAAUGAAACACAUUUUCGUAGCACCUUACCAAGCACCGGUACCAGUAUACCAAGCUCCUACGACACCUGUUUAACGCAAAUGAAAAAUUCUGAGGUUGAAAAAAAUACAUUUGGAAAGAUUCAUGUAAAUUAUAUAGGAUGUUGCAUCUCAAUUAGCAAAAUUGGUUUUAACUAUGAAUCACUCAUUACCUUAUUCAAUAAAUAUGCAACAUUCGGAUGUGAUGAUGAUGGUGGAACUGAUAUACGUUCUUUUAAAAUGAAAACUCAAAGAAAACAAAUUGUUCGUGGAAGCUUAACAUUCGUUUUAGACCUAAAAAAAUUGUAUGGCAAUAAGUGA